Carassius auratus (goldfish) is the source of this 724-nucleotide messenger RNA. Its product is annotated as 39S ribosomal protein L33, mitochondrial. Gene Ontology annotation, cellular component: mitochondrion; ribosome. Gene Ontology annotation, molecular function: structural constituent of ribosome. The record is from RefSeq and is a predicted model, not a curated record. Lineage: Eukaryota; Metazoa; Chordata; Actinopteri; Cypriniformes; Cyprinidae. The transcript has 4 exons. Bases 123 to 320 code for a protein of 65 amino acids. Gene Ontology annotation, biological process: translation.
AGUCCCGAUGACGCAGAUGACACCGGAAGCACUGGAGCUUCAUCCGGAUCAGAUUAUCUCAAUGUGACAUUUCGGAGCGUUUUUUUUUUCUUUAACUGUAAUAACUUAACUGAAGAAUAAGAAUGUUUCUCACUACAGUAAACCUUGCCAAGAACAAAUCUAAGACAUUGCUGGUUCAGAUGGUGAGUGCAGCUGGCACAGGGUAUUGUUUUAACACGAAGAGGGGCCGAUUGAGGGACAAACUGGUUUUGCGAAAGCAUGACCCUAUAGUUAACAAACAUGUUCUAUUCAUUGAGAAGAGGAAGAUACGUUCUCUUUAAAAAUGGGAGACUCUUUUGAUACAGACACUGAGAAAUUUGACUUUUAAAAGCGUCACUGGAAUAUAACAACUGCCACAGUGUGAUGGACAACAGCAAACAUCUGAAAGUGUCACUAAUCAACUAUGAAGGAAGAAGAUUUACUUUAAAGUAAAGAGUUUGCAUCACUGCAGCUGUGGAUGACUGGUCUAAUGAGAGCAGAAAUUAGUUGUACAUCUUGUCAGGAUAAUAUACACUGUGUUGGAUUUGUUUGGUUCUUUGAUUUUCGUCAGAAGUUUGACCUACUGCAAACAAUGAACCACCUACUCAAUGACAGAUUGCUUCAGGCUGAAGUGGAUUUGUUGGAAUAAUUAGCCUGCAAAAUCUGUUUAAUAGAAAAAGAUUUAAUUAAAAAACUCCCAAUCUAA